Rhododendron vialii is the source of this 1665-nucleotide messenger RNA. RefSeq names its product UDP-rhamnose/UDP-galactose transporter 5-like. The record is from RefSeq and is a predicted model, not a curated record. Gene Ontology annotation, cellular component: Golgi apparatus. The transcript is spliced from 7 exons. Bases 426 to 1439 code for a protein of 337 amino acids. Gene Ontology annotation, molecular function: antiporter activity; UDP-galactose transmembrane transporter activity. NCBI's taxonomy places the organism in Eukaryota, Viridiplantae, Streptophyta, Magnoliopsida, Ericales, Ericaceae.
UCUCUUUCUCUCUCUCUCUCUCUCUCUCUCUCUCUCUCUUCCCCUCCCUGUCAAGUCCACGUCUCUCUAUAAUGGCGGAAAGCCAACCUUCUCCACGUUCCAUAUCUAACUCUCCUCAAUUUCCUGAUUCUACUUCCUAUAUAUCUCUUCCCCAUCUUUCUCUGCAUUUGACCUCCGUGCCUCGGAAUCCGUCUUCCACUCUCCUUUCGGCGUGACUACCAUUAUUAACAUCCGAUUUGAUCUGCCAGAAAGAGCUUACGACUACAUGUUAAGGAGGUGCAGUUCCGUAGCCUAGCUUGUGGCAGGCCAAAACUGUGAGAUUUGUGGACAAAAGUUUAUGUCGGAGAAUAUGGUUGAUUGUUUAUAGGAGAGAAAACUUUUGGCUUUUGACAUUGAAGUGCAAUAUUUCCUUGGUCAAAACUUAGAUGACAAUGCCUUUUGCUAGCAAGGCAAACUCAAAAGUGACUCUCGAUGCAGCAGCAUGGGCAUUCAAUAUCGUCACAUCUGUUGGAAUUAUUAUGGUCAAUAAGGCCUUAAUGGCCACCUAUGGAUUCAGCUUUGCUACAACGUUAACUGGUCUUCAUUUUGCCGCAACCACAUUGAUGACCCUUGUACUUAGAUGGAUGGGACAUAUCCAGUCUUCUCAUCUACCACCAUCUGAGAUUUUAAAAUUUAUUUUAUUCGCAAACUUUUCUAUUGUUGGGAUGAACGUGAGCUUGAUGUGGAACUCUGUGGGAUUCUAUCAGAUUGCGAAGCUGAGUAUGAUCCCCGUAUCCUGUUUUCUGGAAGUUGUCUUGGACAAAAUGAGAUACUCAAGGAACACCAAGCUCAGCAUAUUGUUAGUUCUCUUGGGAGUUGCCAUCUGUACUGUUACGGAUAUGAGUGUAAAUGUCAAGGGCUUUAUAGCCGCCUUUGUGGCAGUUUGGGCCACUGCUCUUCAGCAGUAUUAUGUACAUUACCUUCAAAGGAAGUAUGCGCUAGGAUCUUUCAACCUAUUAGGGCAUACCGCACCAGCGCAAGCUGCAUCUCUGCUGUUAUUAGGGCCCUUUGUGGACUAUUGCUUGACAAAUAAAACGGUUGGCGCAUAUCCCUAUACAUUAACAUCUGUGUUCUUCAUUAUCCUAUCGUGCACGAUCGCGAUAGGUACCAAUCUCAGCCAGUUCAUUUGCAUCGGCAGAUUCUCAGCCGUGACCUUCCAAGUGCUUGGCCAUAUGAAGACUAUUCUUGUCCUGACCUUAGGUUUCCUUUUCUUUGGAAAAGACGGCCUUAACCUACAAGUAGUUCUGGGCAUGGUAAUUGCAAUUAUGGGAAUGAUAUGGUAUGGCAACGCCUCUUCUAAGCCAGGAGGAACAGAAACUCAGAACCUUUCGUCACCAAACCUCAAACCUCAAAAGCAAAAUGGAUUAUUAGAAUCCAUCGAGCUUGAUGAGAAGGUGUAGCCUGGUCUUUCUACUGAAGCUGGUUUGAGAAACUCGUUUUCGUAUAAAACAUCAGAUUCAUUAUACCUUAAGGUUAAACAAUUUACUGCAACACAAUUUAUUUUUAUCAUUGAUCAUCUCUUGUUCUUGUAUUUAUUCAAGAUACGAAUUCUGCUGAACAAUGAGCAAGUUACCCAUAAAUUUCUGUCAAUUAUGCUCGUUUGUUAUAGUAAUUUAUGUUGACCGA